AUGACAGAUUUAUCCAAACCCCAAGAGAUCCCCCGACUCAGCCCCAACCCUCUCACCAACUCAGACCGGUGGCAAGCCAUCGCCACCCGCGACACCACAGCCAACAACUUCGUCUACGCCGUCCUCACUACAAAAAUAUACUGUCGCCCCUCAUGCGCCGCACGACUAGCCCGCCGUGCUAACGUCCAAUUCUACGACACCCCUCCGCAAGCAGAGAAAGCAGGCUUCCGACCCUGCAAGCGCUGCCGGCCGCAUUCGGGACAGACGGCGGUUCAAAGCAACCCCCAAACUGCGAUGAUUGACAAAGCCUGCGAGUCAAUCCGGAACAUUCUGACGACAGGGAUGAAACCAAAAUUAAGAGAUCUGGCGGCGGAGGCUGGCUUGACAGCCAGUCAUUUCCAUCGUGUGUUUAAGAAACAUGUGGGCGUUACGCCCGGUCAAUAUGUAGAGAGUCUUGUGCAGAGCAAUCUGCACUCGCCGAACUCAUCCGAUCCUUUUUCUGGAGUUGAAACACCACGCUCAGCCUCUGGGGAUAGGGGUGGGAUCUUGGAUCUAGAUAGGAGUAAGAAAGGGGGUCUAUCGGCGGCUGGGGCCGAAAUCACAUUUAUGAGUGGCUGGAAUGAGUUCGAUGCUUUACUGGCUUCCGAACCAGAACAAACGUGGGUGCCUGACUCGUUAUCUAUUGAUCCUAGAAUGAUCUUGGCUGAGUGA
Penicillium vulpinum is the source of this 711-nucleotide messenger RNA. It is a transcript of the gene mpt, whose product is annotated as putative DNA repair and transcription factor Ada. Bases 1 to 711 code for a protein of 236 amino acids. The transcript has a single exon. Gene Ontology annotation, molecular function: sequence-specific DNA binding; methyltransferase activity; zinc ion binding. Lineage: Eukaryota; Fungi; Ascomycota; Eurotiomycetes; Eurotiales; Aspergillaceae. Gene Ontology annotation, biological process: DNA repair; regulation of DNA-templated transcription. The record is from RefSeq and is a predicted model, not a curated record.